UCCAGAUUCGUGGUGCCCUCGUAAAUAGUUCCGUCCUCGUCUUUCGUGAGACGUAUUUUAUUUUCAAAUGUCUCUCUUUGUAUUUGGUCGUACCUGUCUAGACUAUUAAUCUCGUCGGUGGAAAGAGUCGGCGAUAAUUUAUUGAAUAUCGCUGCUCGAUGUUAACCGUUUAGCAACGUUAGCUGCUAACUUUAGCAGCAGAUCAACUACGUUGUGAUGGAUGACUGUAGCUCACCGGUCUGUUGGUAGGACGAGGCAGAACUAACCGGCUGCUGUUUACAUGCCAGUGCGUCACUGCGUCAAUCCAGUAAUCAUGUCUAACCAGUUGACCUCGGAGCAGCAACGUAAGAUAGAGGAGAACAGACGAAAGGCCCUGGAGAGAAGAGCCCAGAGACUGGGACUGAACCCCGCGAGCUCAGGCGGUGCUUCCUCACAAGCGCCUCUAAAGCGAAGCCUUCCAAGUCCUGCCCCAGUUUCUCACCACCAACAACCUCCAGGUGCAGCCCCUGCGCUGAAACGAUUUGCCCCAGCUUUAAUAAAGGACUCUCUUGGCUCCAGUGGCUGUGUAAACAUUGAGAACAAGGUGAUCAAUUCACACGAAGACAAAUCAUCUUCUAAACAGAUUCAACUCCUCAGCCCUCUUCCUCAGACGAAUAAAAGCAGCUUCAGUGUGAAUCCAGCUCAGCCCAAACCUAAACCUGAGUCUAAUCACACAAGUGGUGCCGUCUCCUCUUUCUACAAGCCGCCGGACAAACUUCACAAUCCCGCCACGCCGCACCCAUCACACCCCAACGCUGCUAAGAAGACCGUCAUUUCAGUCAGAGGGAAAUGUGUGCCUCAUUCAGACGACCGCUUCAGAGUGGAGGUCCGCUACCAGCCGGAGCUCAUUGCUGUGUUUAAGUCCAUACCUUCCAAGAAUUAUGAUCCGACGACAAAGAUGUGGAACUUUAAUCUGAUGGACUAUCGGCUGCUAAUGGAAGAGGCAGCUUCUAUCCCCACUGUAUCGCUGGCGCCGCUGCCAGGUAUGGAGGCAGUGAAUGUGACCGCAGCAACCAGUCGAGCACAAGAUGGAGCAGCACUUGCCGCUCUUCUGAAGUUGUGUAACGGCUGGCAGAAACCUGGAGCCUCUCUGCAGGGCCAGUGCAUCCUGGUCACGGCAAACAAGUUUGAGGUGGAUAUAGGCUAUCAUGCUGAUGUCAUUGCAGCAUUCAAGCAAAUGCCAACCAAGAAUUACGACACUGUUACAAGAAAAUGGAGCUUUUCGCUUGAGGAUUACAGGCGACUGAUGGAGAUGCUCGGUGGGAUAGCAGCAGUGGAGGUGGAGCCUCUUCCCAGGGCAGUAAUCCAGACUUUUUCUGCCAGGUUUGACGGGCAGCAGGCCAGCUCCGUCAACAUUCCUGAAGCAGAUCUUUCUGCUGUCGACCCUUCUAUUGCCAGCAGCCUCAUGCCCUUUCAGAAGGAGGGGGUCAAUUUUGCUGUGUCUAAACAGGGCCGCCUGCUGCUGGCUGAUGACAUGGGCUUGGGCAAGACGGUUCAGGCCAUUUGUAUGGCAGCAUACUACAGGAGUGAGUGGCCCCUGCUCGUGGUUGCACCCUCCUCUGUGCGCUUCACUUGGGCUGAGGCGUUCAGGCGCUGGCUCCCCUCGCUGAGUCCCGACACCAUCAACGUGGUGGUGAAGGCCAAAGACGAGCUGCGCGCCGGGUUGGUUAACAUCAUCAGCUACGACCUGCUGAGCCGUAUGGACAAGCAGAAGCCGGGGAGUCCCUUCAACGUUCUCAUCAUGGAUGAGUCCCACUUUCUGAAGAACAUGAAGACGGCUCGGUGUAAAGCUGCUCUGCCUCUCCUGCAGGCAGCCAAGAGGGUCAUUCUCCUCUCCGGGACCCCUGCCAUGUCCCGACCCGCUGAGCUCUACGCUCAGAUUCUGGCCGUCAAACCCACACUGUUUCCACGCUUUCAUGAGUUUGGGGUUCGUUACUGUGAUGCCAGACAGAUGACAUGGGGCUGGGAUUAUUCCGGCUCCUCCAAUCUGGGCGAGUUGAAGUUGUUGCUCUCCGAGUGUCUGAUGUUGAGGCGACUCAAGUCUGAAGUUCUCUCGCAACUUCCCGCCAAGCAGCGCAAAGUCGUCACAGUCACCAUCGAUGGGGUCAGCAACCGCAUCAAAGCUGCGCUGUCAGCCGCUGCCCGGGAACUGGCCAAAGAACAUCACAAUAAAAUGGAAGAGAAGGCCGCGCUCCUCCUCUUCUAUAACCACACAGCCGAUGCCAAGCUGCAAGCCAUCAUGGAGUAUAUCAGUGACAUGCUGGAGUGUGGGCGCGAGAAGUUUUUGGUGUUUGCCCAUCACAAGUUGGUCCUGGAUCAUGUCACAUCUGAGCUGGUGAAAAAGAACGUCGACCACAUCCGUAUUGACGGCACGACUCCUUCUGCCGAGCGGCAGCGACUCUGCGACAAGUUUCAGUUGUCCACGUCCACCUGUGUGGCGGUGCUGUCCAUCACCGCGGCGAACAUGGGCCUCACCCUGCACUCGGCUGACCUGGUCAUUUUUGGAGAGCUCUUCUGGAACCCGGGGGUUCUGAUCCAGGCUGAGGACCGAGUGCAUCGCAUCGGUCAGACCAAUAACGUGAACAUCCACUACCUGGUUGCCAAAGGAACUGCAGAUGAUCACCUGUGGCCCAUGAUCCAGGAAAAGAUGAACGUGUUGCAGCAGGUUGGUUUGUCUGAAUCCAACCUCUCAGUCAACGCAGUGAACUCCAGCUUCCACUCGAAGGAUCGGAACCAGCUGAGUAUAAAAGAGAUGUUCCAAAGGUCCUUCAGCACGGACGACAUCACAGACGAAGACCUCCUGAUCGAAGCGGACGGCAGCUGGGAUGACACGCCCCCUGAAAGCUACGCUCGCCAACACCGUGUCAUGGCCGACAAGUCGCUUCAGAAGGAGCAGCAGAGAUGACUCAAGAUCAAAAAACCUCCACCCUGAUUUUAUAUGAAUAUUUUAAUAAAU
Molecule: messenger RNA, 2995 nt
Organism: Synchiropus splendidus (mandarinfish)
Lineage: Eukaryota; Metazoa; Chordata; Actinopteri; Syngnathiformes; Callionymidae
Gene: smarcal1
Product: SWI/SNF related, matrix associated, actin dependent regulator of chromatin, subfamily a-like 1
Exons: 17
Coding region: 281-2944 (887 amino acids)
Biological process (GO): replication fork processing; DNA repair
Cellular component (GO): nuclear replication fork
Molecular function (GO): ATP binding; ATP-dependent chromatin remodeler activity
Source: RefSeq, a predicted model, not a curated record